GGCAGAAGGGUUGUUCUUCUGCCUUUGAUCGUUUCUUAAAGAUGCCGAGUCCAUGUGCAUGUGUGUAGAACUUCAAUCAUUAUGACAUAGGCGGGCCUAUCAUAGCACAAUAGUUUUUCUAAAUAGAGAAACUCGAUAAAAAUUCUACCAUGGAAAGCUGAUUCCCUUGCCUGAGCAGCAGGUCGUUUGGAUUCACUCGGGUUACUGUUAUUGACAACUUCCACUCAAUCCCCACCUCUCUCUCUCUCUCUCUCUCUCUCUCUCUCUCUCUCUCUCUCUCUCUCUCUCUCUCUCUCUCUGUGUGUGUGUGUGUGUCUCACAGGGUGUUCGCUUGGAGUUAAACUGUCCAAACCGCAUGGGACUUUUGCUGGAGGUGACACGCAAUUUUGCAAUCAAUGGGCUGACGGUCACACAUGGGCACCUUUCAGUCAUGCACGGUGAAGCUUCAGCAUACUUCUACGUGGCUGAUGCAUCAGGCGGAGCACCAAAUCCACGGUUGUUGGAACAGGUCAUCGAGGCUGUAAAACCAACGUCACUUCGGAUUGCUCCUGAACCAAGCCCAAGAAGAGCAGCAACGUCAACAGUGACCGAAGGUUAUGCUGGGCCCUUCUCACUGAAUGCACUCCAAGAGCGCGGCAAAGUCUGGCUAUGCAGUUUAGCUGGUGGGAUCUUUGGCGUGUCAGACAGCAAGGAAAGAAGGCAAGCAGGAUCCUGAUCAAACUGUGAGUCCAGGUGCAUGCAGCUGCUAUUACUGUGUACAGUUCUGUUCUACUGUGAGCAUACGAAUACGACCGUUGCUCCGUUGUGGUAUAAGGCCUACAAUGUGAUGAGCCUGGCUUGUGCGACCGCCGGACAACGUCACUGGCUGGCGAUGACAGUGAGGAAUGUAUGUUGGUGUUUGCGGUGCGAUAAACUGCAGGGAAAGAAAGCGGGUAGGCUGCUGAUCGAGAACCGAAUGGAAGGUAUAUAUGUUGCUGCUACUACUUCGUACACUGCCGUGCUGUUGGACUGUGAGCGUACACACUUUGCUCGGCUGGAGCCUGGAGAUAAAGAAGACUGUGUCGCGAACACGGUUUGUGCCACUGGCGAAAACGUCACUGGUGGUGACAGGGAGGAAUGUGUUGGUCUUGGCAGUGUGACGGACAGCAAGGGAAGGAGGAGGAGGCAGGAGGCUCCUGGUCGAGCUGGAUGGUGGUGGAUGUAUGCCGCUGCAGCUGCUUCUAUAUCUAUAUGUACAGUGCCGGGCAACUGUGAGCAUACACACUCUUCACUCUGCCAGAUACGACACACAUAGCCGGUAAGUGGUUUUUGUGUCGCAAGAGGUGACCAGAUAACAUGUAUUGAAAUCUUAUACAGGUUUAAUAUGCAAGUCUGUAAGGGCGUACUCACACUAGAACUUUCUGUACUGAGCUCUGGACGUGGUUGUUGCAGUCAGAUUCAUCCGGGUCUCGCCCUCAUUGCGGUCAGAUACAUUUAGAAAAGUCCGAGUGUGAGUACGCCCUGUGAGAGGAGUGCAAGCAGAUCCCUUUAGUAUUGGUAUCCUCUUUGGGUGGCUCCUUGCAGAUGGAAUAUUAGAUGCAAGGAGAAGGAACCUGGUCCAGAAAGCGUCCAAAAUUCCAAUUGGAUAUAGAAUGCUGAGAUGCCUCUGUUUCUCACCUUGUGAGAGGAGUGCAGCAAACAGAUCCGAACAGAUGCAAACACUUUCUUCUGUCAUCCCAGGAGGGGAGAGCAGCAACCGCGUGAAGUUCGCCGUUAACACUCACUAAACCACCAGCACAGCCAAGCCUGUUUUCGCCGAGGUGGAAAAGAACUAUGUGCCAAGCUUUGCAGAAGCGCCAGCGCGAGUUUUUUUUUUUUGUUUUUUCUUUUUCCCUUUUGAUCGACGCCGGCGGACACUUUGGCCCGGUAGCACAGCUUAUCCAGAAUUUUCAGAAUGAUUCAUUUUUAAUUCCCAUGUUUACCUGGGCGCCAUCUGGGCGGUGUAUGUGCUUGCGGCUUAACAAAAAGUUAUUGGUCAAUCUAACUCAAUUAUGAAGAAGAAGGAAGACAUAAUGAUAACCUAAUGCAUGCAUGCAUGCAUGGGUGCACAGCUAGAUCGACCAGGUUCCCGCGCUUCUCUCAGAGAGGGGAACAGCAAUGUCGUGGACAACGAUAAAUAAGCUUGCUUGCAUUAUAAGGUACAGAAGAGAAGGAAGGGCCGUUAUCCGAUGUACGGAUGCAUGCAGCCUGAGCUGGUGACCAGAUGCCAGACGUGAGAUGGGAAGAAGAAGAUGCCGAUGUUACAGAAGAGGAGGAAGGGGCAUUAUCCCAUGUAUGGAUGCAUGCAGCCUGAGCUGGUGACCAGGUGCCACACGUGCAACAGAAGAAGAAGAACAACCACAUGUCAGGAGAGGAGUCAGUGCCAGCAAGCUGGAAAUGAGUCACUUCCACUCUUUCCUACCAGAUCCCCAUGCGUGGAUGGCAUGCAGCCAGAGCUGGCGACCAGGUGACCAAGUGUAGGGUUAGUAUUGUACCUCCUCGUGGCAAAGUGACUGACGACGUCAUGUCGUUAUCGAUUGAUGCGGAGAAGUACGGUGGUCGAGAGGGAAGGACGGAUGCGUCAGUAAUUGUUUAUGAUAGACAAUGACUUGUCGAAAGGGUCGAGGAUCUCUUGUCGAUGCGCGCAGGUCGUUUGGUUGGUUGCUUGUUAUAUUUCAAAAUCUCCCUUCCUAUUUUCAACAUCGAUUGGCCGUCCUCGAUAAAAUCAACUGUCGUUGGCUUCUGUCGUAGUUUUCGGCUCGUGCGUUGGCAUCUGCAGCUCUGUCUCGUCUCCUAGCUCAUUGCAGUUCGCUCACCAACAGAAGGGCUCUGUUGUCAUUUCUCUGGUUAACCGGUUAUGGAGGAUAUCGUCUCGGUGUUUAUAAAAAAAAAAAAAAGAGCAAGGAUUGGAGAAUCCGACGACUUUGUGAAAUAUACGAUCCUCUCGUGAAAGAGAGAAUCCGAGAAAUUACAACAUGCGAUGGCAUUAUGCCACAGAACAGAGACCGGAGGGUUGGAGAUUGCCUUGGGUUUAUGGAAGGGAGAAUUGUCUCUACGAAGGGAGUAAUGGAGAAUCUUCUUGAGAACAGAGGUCGAAGAAAAUGGUGUAUGGGCCUUGCUCUGCUAUUCAACAUUGUACAUGCAUUUGGACGCUUUCUGGACCAGGUUCAUUCAUGCGACUGCAACAUUUUGAAUCUAUAGGGACGUCAGAUACAUAGAUAUACAGUGUUGUGCAGUGGAACGAGGCCCUAUAUAUGUCACAAAUUUUUUGUACAUGCUUUUGGACGCUUUCUGGACUAGGUUCAUCCAUGCGAGUGCAACUUUUUCUGCUACUCAACAUUGUAGAUGCAUUUGGACGCUUUUUGGACCAGGUUCAUUCGUGCGAGUGCAACAUUUUGAAUAUAUAGGGAUGAUUACGAGCUUCAGAUACAUACAUACAUACAUAUACAGUGUUGUGCAGUGGAGUGAGGCCCUCCUAUAUAUGUCACGAGUGCAACGUUUUGUACAUGCAUUUGGACGCUUUCUGGACCAGGUUCAUUCAUGCGAGUGCAACUAUAUCUGCAGUGGAGUGAGACCCUAUAUAUGUCACGAGUGCAACAUAUUGUACAUGCAUUUGGACGUCUUCUGGACCAGGUUCAUUCAUGCGAGUGCAACUAUAUCUGCUACUCAACAUUGUCCAAUGGGUUUGGACUGCUUCUUUGAUCAGGUGCAUUCGUCCGAGUGCAACGUUUUGAAUAUAUAGGGACGAUUACGAGCUUCAGAUACAUACAUACAUAUUAAACAGUGUUGUGCAGUGGAGCGAGGCCCCUUGUAUGUCACAAAUUUCCAGAGGAGAGGAUCUGGUUCGAAUUAUGGUGUAAAUUAGAUUGGUCCCGAUUCAUUGAAGAUGCCGGAUCAGUCUUAAUGACGUUAAUGUAUCUGGUCCACUUUCCGUCAAAAUACAUUCACAACACGUUUACAGUAUCUUGUACAAAAGGCGUAGGGUAGGGUUAAGUUUAAACUUUAAAUCGGGCUUGAAACUUGAAAGUGGGGGCAAUGGCAUCAAAUGUAAAUCGAGUGCAAGACGUCUGCGGCGCUGGUGAAGAAGGAUAAGCGGCGGACGCUCCGGUGAUGUCGGGGGAAAGCUGCCAGCGAACUCUUAUUAAAAUUUAAAAGUACGAUCGUAACACGCCGUCGUAGGUGGUUGAAGCUAUUGUUACACACGCUCAAAGCUCAAAGCUCAGCUUUGUUGUUCGGUUGAAGAAGUGCUGCUACGCGUUUUCUUUUCUUUUGUUUCUUUGCUACGCAGCCUACACUCUUUGUUUUACUCGGCGUUUUCACUACUUUCGAUCGCACUCGGCGAGCUCCUGUUGCUUUGUCAGCAUUGUUUUUUGUUGCUUAACUCUGUGCAAGAUUUUGCGAGGAUCAGGAUGAGUUAGAGAAUAAGGAGUAUACAUGUCGACGUUGACUACCGUAGGCCCGGCGUAGGGGACUUUCUUCAAGGAGGAGAUGAGAUGACAAGGCAGGCGUCAAACAACAUACAUCUUGGGAGAAGUGGUUGGUUGAGCACUUGCUUGGGAGUAGCAAGACGAGGUUUUCGUAAAUGACCAGUACUUGGCCCGGCGGCGGCUAAGGGCCGCGGAAAACAAUAGAGUAGAAACGUUUCGAGCCCGAUGGAUUUGGGCACUCCUGUAGUGGCCCGUACGUUUCGUAAAAUGCUCCUGUAGUGGCCCGUACGUUUCCUAAAAUUGUGGCUUGUUAACGGGCACGACUGCAGGAAUUAUAGUGGGGGGUUUAAGCUGCUAGAUUGUGGUGACAAGUAUAUGUAUAUGAUCUUUCAGACGACUAAGAGUCGGCGCAGAAUGUGCUGACGACAUCAGGUCCUUAUCGGAAUAAGUGGAGAAGGAAUAAGUGGAUACGGUUGAGGAUAGGGUUGGUGUCUGCUCUUACCAGCACCUCUAGCACUGGAAGGGAGUUAAAAUAAAAGGUUUUAAGGUUA
Molecule: messenger RNA, 4996 nt
Organism: Chara braunii
Lineage: Eukaryota; Viridiplantae; Streptophyta; Charophyceae; Charales; Characeae
Source: the annotation of a GenBank genome assembly